This is a messenger RNA of Rhodotorula graminis WP1, 1149 nucleotides long. RefSeq lists its product as uncharacterized. Gene Ontology annotation, molecular function: cystathionine beta-synthase activity; cysteine synthase activity. Lineage: Eukaryota; Fungi; Basidiomycota; Microbotryomycetes; Sporidiobolales; Sporidiobolaceae. The coding region runs from base 1 to 1149 and encodes 382 amino acids. The transcript has 9 exons. Gene Ontology annotation, cellular component: cytoplasm. The record is from RefSeq and is a predicted model, not a curated record.
AUGAGCAGCUACACGCCCAUCCAGCCCCCGAUCCACGACUCGGCCUUGAGCCUCAUCGGCCACACCCCGCUCGUCCGCCUCGACCGCAUCGCCCGCGAGGAGGGCCUCGAGUGCAACCUCCUCGCCAAAGUCGAGGGCUUCUCGGCCGGUGGCAGCGUCAAGGACCGCAUCGCGCUUCGCAUGGUCGAGGAGGCAGAGAAAGACGGCAGGCUCAUCCCAGGCUAUUCGGUUCUCGUCGAGCCCACAAGCGGCAACACCGGUAUCGGCCUGGCUCUCGUCGCUGCGGUCAAGGGCUACCGUUGCAUCAUCACCAUGCCCGAGAAGAUGAGCAAGGAGAAGUCCAACACGCUCAAGGCCCUCGGCGCCGAGAUCUACCGCACCCCGACCGAGGCGGCCUGGGACUCGCCCGAGUCGCACAUCAGCCUCGCCAAGCGCAUCGUCGAGUCGACCCCGGGCGCCGUCAUGCUCGACCAGUACAACAACCCUGCAAACCCCGACGCCCACUACCACCACACGGCCGUCGAGCUCCUUCAAGCCGUGUCGUCCGUCCCGGCGACCCCGAAUCGCCCCUCGAGCGGCACGGUCGACGUCAUCGUCGCCGGCGCUGGCACCGGUGGCACCCUGUCGGGCCUCUCGAAGCGCUUGCGCGAGGCCAACCCGAACCUGAUCAGCCUCGGCGUCGACCCGGUUGGAAGCAUUCUCGCGAGGCCUGAGAGCCUCAACGUGCUCAAGGACGGUGAGAGCGCCAUCUAUAAGGUCGAGGGCACCGGCUACGACUUUGUCCCCGCCGUCCUCUCUCACGACGCCGUGACGCACUGGAUCAAGUCGGCCGACCCGCUCUCGUUCGCGACGUGCAAGCGCCUGAUCCGCACCGAGGGCCUCCUCGUCGGCGGCUCGAGCGGCGCGAGCGUCGGCGCCGCGCUCGAGUGGCUCAAGAGCGACGAGGGGUGGAACAAGGUAGGCGGCGUCAAGGGCAUGAACGUCGUCGUCGUGCUGCCAGACUCGCUGCGCAACUACAUCACGUCGACCUGGCUCAACGACGAGCCGACGCCCGCCGCCGCCAAGCAGGGCGACGCAGGCGUCCAGGAGGACCUCGGCGACGUGUCGACGGCGGCGCGCACGAGCGGGCUCGCGACGCCGCCCAUCUGA